CCAGACCAGGUCACCGUGCCCUGAACCACUGCUGGGGAAAGUUCAAGGGAAUCCAGUAUUAUCUCUAGCUAAAUCUCACUUCUGCCUCCUUUCCCUCCCCCAGCCUCCAGCAGUGUUCUAUAAAGCAGCGAUCCUUAAGUGUUUGGGUUGUUUUGUUUUGUUUCUCCCUUCCUCCCCACACACUCAUGAGACAGCCUCCCCUGGGCACGUCCAGAUUACAGGCUGCAGCACAGAUAAAUCAGGUUGUGGGUCGGGAGCAGUUCCCAGCGAAACUCCACUGUUUUCUCUCCCACUGGAGAAAGGCCCCUCCUCUCAGCAGGUGCGUGAGUGUGAGGCGGUGCCCCUCUGGCCUGGAACUGCCCGGGCCCACCACUGAUCUGUGAGAGCUGCCAAGAAGGUCUUAGCAAGUGAGCGACUGCCCUGAAGUCACGCCGACCCGUUUUUAAAACAUCACCUGUAAAGGGAGUCCCCUCUUGGAAGCUGUCGGUCCCCGGGGUCUUCCCAGGACGCUGCCGAGGGGUGAGGCCGACCAUGCCUGGCCUGCAGCUGCUCUUCACGGCCGCUCUGCUCUCCAGCUGGGCUCAGCUUCUGGCCGAAGCCAGCUCCUGGUGGUCGCUAGCCAUGAAUCCAGUGCAGAGACCCGAGAUGUUCAUCAUCGGAGCUCAGCCUGUGUGUAGUCAGCUUCCGGGACUAUCCCCAGGCCAGAGAAAGCUGUGCCAAUUGUACCAGGAGCACAUGGCCUACAUCGGGGAGGGGGCCAAGACGGGGAUCAAGGAGUGCCAGUACCAGUUCCGGCAAAGGCGGUGGAACUGCAGCACCGUGGACAACACGUCUGUCUUUGGGAGAGUCAUGCAGAUAGGUAGCCGAGAGACUGCCUUCACCUACGCCGUGAGUGCCGCGGGGGUGGUCAAUGCCAUCAGCCGGGCUUGCCGCGAGGGUGAGCUUUCUACGUGUGGCUGCAGCCGGACUGCUCGGCCCAAGGACCUUCCUCGGGACUGGCUGUGGGGUGGCUGUGGGGACAAUGUGGAGUACGGCUACCGCUUUGCUAAGGAGUUUGUGGAUGCCCGGGAGCGGGAGAAGAACUUUGCCAAGGGGUCAGAGGAGCAGGGACGAGUGCUCAUGAACCUGCAGAACAACGAGGCCGGCCGGAGGGCAGUGUAUAAGAUGGCAGACGUAGCCUGCAAGUGCCACGGCGUUUCGGGGUCCUGCAGCCUCAAGACCUGCUGGCUCCAGCUGGCCGAGUUCCGCAAGGUGGGGGACCAGCUGAAGGAGAAGUACGACAGCGCCGCCGCCAUGCGCAUCACCCGCAAGGGCAAGCUGGAGCUGGUCAACAGCCGCUUCAACCAGCCGACGGCGGAGGACCUGGUCUACGUGGACCCCAGCCCGGACUACUGCGUGCGCAACGAGACGACGGGCUCCCUGGGCACCCAGGGCCGCCUGUGCAGCAAGGCCUCGGAGGGCAUGGACGGCUGCGAGCUCAUGUGCUGCGGCCGCGGCUACGACCAGUUCAAGAGCGUCCAGGUGGAGCGCUGCCACUGCAAGUUCCACUGGUGCUGCUACGUCAAGUGCAAGAAGUGCACGGAGGUGGUCGACCAGUACGUCUGCAAAUAGCCGCCGGGGCGGCCCCACACAGAGUCUAUAUUAUAUAAAUCUAUAUAAAUCUAUUUUAUAUUUGUAUAAAGGAAUAGAUUGGGCUGGGGGUAAUAAUUAAAAGAAGUGAACGGAAAGGAAAAGCUUAUUUAAAGAGAUGCUGGAGAUGUUUGAGGACCGGGGGUUCGGCCGGUCCUCGAGUCUCAAGGGGAUGGGGGGAGCGGGUGGGAGGGGGGCUGCCUCCUCCCCCACCCUCCCCGGUGGAGACACUCAGGUUGGAGGGCCUUGGAGAGGUUUGCCGUCUACACGCGUUGCCCCAGGAGAGAGGUGGGGCUUAAAUGGAGGAGUCAUUCAUUGGUGGGUGUGUGACUGCCCUGAGACCCCCGAGGCCCCGUGGAAGGAGGGAGGCAGGAACUCAGCCUGAACCUGCAGGUCUUCAGGUUCUGGUGCCGGAUGAUACCGACAGGUUCAGGAAGAGGCCUGCUGCUUUCUCACCCGGCCGCUUCCACACAAGUUUGCAGAAUCCACAGUGCCGGGAAGGGCUCCUUGCUCAAAAUGAGUGGUCUCCGGCUGUCUUCCACCAGGCGACCACACACCUGAGGAGGCGGGGCCCUCGUCUCCCACACACCUGAGGAGGAGGGGCCCUCGUCUUCCACGCCUCCCUACUCCUGCCACCAGGUCCCUGCACCAAAUGGCAAGGGGGUCCUCCGACCUGAUGGUUUGAGGAAGGACGUGGACCUAACUGGUUGUGCCUGGGCUGCAAAAAAGCCCAGGUGCCUCGCUGAACGGAGGGACAUUACGCUGUCCUCUCACCCGGGGAGAGGACACUUGCGAUACUGCUGCUGUCACCUCCCUCAUCGAGGGAGGCCUCGAGGACGGACCACCUGGAGAUGUCGCAGGGCCUGGCCCGGCGGCGGCGGCUGACCUGGCUCAGUCUCCUCGUCACGGCCCCAGAUGUAGUUUCCCCACGGCAUUAAACACCCUUUCCUGCGUC
Molecule: messenger RNA, 2584 nt
Organism: Echinops telfairi (small Madagascar hedgehog)
Lineage: Eukaryota; Metazoa; Chordata; Mammalia; Afrosoricida; Tenrecidae
Gene: WNT5B
Product: Wnt family member 5B
Exons: 5
Coding region: 532-1611 (359 amino acids)
Biological process (GO): cell fate commitment; canonical Wnt signaling pathway; multicellular organism development
Cellular component (GO): extracellular region
Molecular function (GO): cytokine activity; frizzled binding
Source: RefSeq, a predicted model, not a curated record